UGGUGUACCUGGUUCGUUUUACGAACGCCAGUUCCCGAAGGACUCGCUUCAUUUUGCUCAUUCAUCGUGUACACUCAAUUGGCUUUCUGUGAUGCCUCAAGAGAUACUAGAUAACUCUUCUCCCGCAUGGAAUCAAGGAAAAAUUACAUAUUCUGGAGAGAAAAAGGAAGUGUUAAAAGCUUAUGCACUUCAGUAUGCUAAGGAUUUGGAUUCUUUUUUUAAAGCAAGGGCACAAGAGUUGGUUUGUGGAGGCUUAAUGGCAAUUCUUGUUCCAACUGUGCCUAACCCUAAUAGUGAUUUAUCCAGUAUCACUUUCCCUUCAUACGAUCUUCUGGGGACUUGUCUUAUUGAGUUGGCCGAGAGGGGACGAUUCGAUGCAGCCAAAGUAGACUCGUUCAAUUUGCCUGUAUAUUACACAUAUCCAAAUGAACUGAAGGCCAUAAUUGAGAAAAAUCAAGAUUUCAGUAUUGAAAGAAUAGAGGUACUAAACGUCCGGAGCAAGCAUCAAACUGAUCCUGACCCCAAAGCUUUUUCCCUGGCCAAAAGAGCUGUGUUCGAGGGACUAUUACAGGAACAUUUUGGAAAUGAAUUCAUGGAUGAACUGUUCGACCUAUACGCAGAAAAAAUCGAAGAAACUGCAGUUCCAUCGAAUCCUAAAGAGACAUCUAUGAUCACAUUUGUCCUCGUAAAACGUGUUUUUAGAAUGACUUAAUCUCGUAGUACCUACAGAGUCAAAUCAUGGUUCUCUCCACCAAUUUUCUUUUCUUCUUUUGCGUUUCUCUUUGAAUUUCAGUGUGAUUACUAUUUUCUUUUGCUGCCCUUACUGGAAAAUAAAACUCGGUCUCAACGAAGAUGCUUUGUAUCUUGAUCUUAAAAUAUGUAAUUUAUUGUAAUUAAAUUACAUCAAUAUGUGGAGAGUGGUUGCAAUAGUGCUUAAUAAUCUACUUGGGCCUUA
Molecule: messenger RNA, 955 nt
Organism: Olea europaea var. sylvestris
Lineage: Eukaryota; Viridiplantae; Streptophyta; Magnoliopsida; Lamiales; Oleaceae
Product: probable S-adenosylmethionine-dependent methyltransferase At5g37990
Exons: 2
Coding region: 92-712 (206 amino acids)
Biological process (GO): methylation
Molecular function (GO): S-adenosylmethionine-dependent methyltransferase activity
Source: RefSeq, a predicted model, not a curated record